GAUCUAUGCUUAUAUUAUAAGUCUAUGUUUACGAUAUCGCAACACCAACAUGGUGAACUGACGUACCGACAUCAAUGUCUUUAUUCUUACCCAGAUAGCGCUUCAGCCACUACAAAACUUGGAGGCCCUUUAAAGCUCUUGCUGUAGAUCAUAGUGGAAGGAAUAAAGGCUGCUGGCACUAAUCUGCUGUGGGUCGUAUGAAUUGGUAUGCGGUAGAGUUCCUGUAAAAUAUGUAAAACCCUAACCAAAGUGGCCCAGAAGUGCUUCACUCUCGCAAUUAGUGAAGAUUCGGCUGCGUGUUUGUAAUUUAAAGAAUCAUCAUUCAUUAUAAGUCUUACUGGGUCGUAAGGAUAACAGCGAGGGUCUAACCAAAUGCAACCAAUAAAUAAACCCUGCGAUCUGAAUUUAAAAGUAACUACCUCUCCAAUUCCUCUAAAGUGGAGAAGUGUUCGUGACCUAAAGUCGAAAUGAUGGAAGUAAUACUAUUUCUUGCACGUGGUCGGUACUGGCCUGAAAAAUACGGUCGACUUAUGCAGGAGUGUCAACAAUAUUGGAUACUGCAGGUGAUUCCGUACUACCAGAUCAUCGGGCGUUCACCAAAACUAUCAUGUAUUCUGCCUACAACAACACAACUAAUACCGCAACAGUUGUCAUGGUGGAAUUCCUUCAGGAGACCUCGUCUUAGGUAUCACGAUCUUGUCGCUGUGAACAUUCCAUUGACAAUUGAAGCUAAGAGCCACCAUAAAAUUGUCAACACCUCUUGCGAAGUUGAGAAUACUACUUUGGCUUUAAAUGAUAGCGACACCCACAUUUUUGAUUUUAAAUGCAGAACAGCUAACGAGAUCCGAGCCUCAAGCUGCCUCCAGAAACUACUCUGCAUUGAUAUUGAAAAGGCUGAUAUUUGGGUCAAAGCUAAUAGAAGUUUUAGUCUCAUCAAUCCAGCUGAUAUAUCGCUUAAUUAUAAAGCAUGCCUGGACGCUGACAUAUCUGAGGCAACUAUCAGAGAAAAUGCAUGGUUACUGUCUUAUCCACACAAUAUAUUCAAGACAAAGAUGAAGCUGAUUAAGAACAUGUUUUUUACUAACUUUCAAAAUGGUAUUCCACUCUUUCGCUUAGGCAUAUUCCGUUUGCUGGCACUUUCGAAACAGCUCAUAUACGAUGUCAGAUGGUAUGGUGGAAGUAACAGAAUACAGUAUCUAGCUGAACAACUUCAGUGUUCCAUGUUUGAGGUGUGCCAACUUAUAGUCAAGUACCAAUUUAUGCAGAAUCAUCCGUUCGAUAAGCUCCGCGAUACCUUGAAAAUACUGCUACACUACAGGAUAGAACGGGAAGCUAUUAUGAACGACUGUUGGGCAUUUAGACAGAAUCCUGAAACCAUUAUUGACAGAUUGGAGAGAAUUAGAGAAGCUGGAAUUUUUCCUGUCAAACCUUGGAUGGUUCGUUGUAUAGAACCUGUUAUUGCCAGGAGGAUCAAUAAAGAGUCUCAUCGACGUGCAAUACUAGGAGAAAAUGGGACAAUAAUUUAUUAUCUUUCGGAAAGAUUUCAAUGUGAUGAAAAUAAAGUAGCUGUUAUUCUCUCUAAGUUACCACAAAUCAAGCAUGUAAGUGGGCCCAAAACAAAGAAAGUUGUCGAUUUUCUGAUAGAAAACGAAUAUACCAUAGAGCAUGUGAUACGGGUGCCACGAAUUCUUUUUCAUGGAGUAGAAAAAGCACAGAAACGACUGAAUGAACUACUCGAAUAUGGACACAAGCCCAAAAGUCUCAUAGUAUUCUGUAAAACAGAAAAAGAAUAUAAUGAAUAUUUGGAAAGAAUUAAAAAGAAAUGGCUGAAAAAUGAGAAGAAGUGAAUUAUUGACCAGCUAUUUAUUCAUUAUUUAUUUUCAUAAACGAAAGAGUUAAAAGUUAUUGCACGUCAUCUUCAUUUGAAACAAAACGCAAUAUGUGAAGGCCUAUACUUGAAGAAACUACUCCGCCAUCUCACCAUUUCUUAUUUGUGUUGGAGUUGAUGAAUUAGUGCUACUCCUGAACGGUCAAUAUUAAAAUUCACCAAAAUAUGUAUAUAUAUAAAUAAAUUUACAGAGAAGCUUUCUUGACACUGAUCCUUCACACCAAUGAUGCAAGCAAACACGCAAUAGUAAAAGCAAGGCAUGAGGUCAUGUCUAUUGGUCAGAGAAACCUGAUUCAAGGGAUCAUUGUUGUACGUGAAGUUGUUCAUGAGUUUAUUAUCUCAAGAGUCGAUAGCGGUAUGGUAGUAACUAUUAGCUCAUUCACCCCAGCUUGGGUGACAUCUAAUCGACAAACUUUUGUUGUGUUUCAAGGGGGUGCUCUAGUUGAUUUUCACGUUGUCUAUAUCGCCAAAUAUCAAAAUCCAGGUAUCUCAAAUGCAAAAAAGGGCCCAACAGCCCCAUUUUGUACGCAAUUAUGAACAAAAACGCUCAAAUAGAUUUUCAUUUGACGCAGAAAUAAAGAAAUGACAUGAAUUCUACGAAUAUACAAUUGCAAUUUCGUAGAAACCAUGCCAUUUCUUUGUUGCUGCGUCAAAUGAAAUUUAUUGGAGUGUUCUUGUUCAGAAUUGCACAUAGAAUGGGGCUGUUAGGCUCUUUCUCGUGUUUGAGAUACGUGGAUUCCGAUAUUUGGAGAUAUAUACAUCAAGGUCAAAAUCGAUCAGAGCACCUCUUUGAAGAAAUAAUUAGAAUGCACAUGAUACAUCAUAGAAAAUACAUGCCUGUACCAUUGUUUUACUGUAAGGUAUUUAUUUUAUCACGAAUGAUGAGUGAUGGGUUUGAAGUUGCAUUUGGUAACUUGGAAUAAAUACUACAUACCUAUCA
Neodiprion fabricii is the source of this 2828-nucleotide messenger RNA. RefSeq names its product transcription termination factor, mitochondrial (gene mTTF). Gene Ontology annotation, biological process: regulation of DNA-templated transcription; termination of mitochondrial transcription. Lineage: Eukaryota; Metazoa; Arthropoda; Insecta; Hymenoptera; Diprionidae. Gene Ontology annotation, molecular function: double-stranded DNA binding. The coding region runs from base 468 to 1847 and encodes 459 amino acids. The record is from RefSeq and is a predicted model, not a curated record. The transcript is spliced from 4 exons. Gene Ontology annotation, cellular component: mitochondrial matrix.